Molecule: messenger RNA, 960 nt
Organism: Chanos chanos (milkfish)
Lineage: Eukaryota; Metazoa; Chordata; Actinopteri; Gonorynchiformes; Chanidae
Product: retinal homeobox protein Rx1
Exons: 4
Coding region: 1-960 (319 amino acids)
Biological process (GO): regulation of DNA-templated transcription
Molecular function (GO): DNA-binding transcription factor activity, RNA polymerase II-specific; sequence-specific double-stranded DNA binding
Source: RefSeq, a predicted model, not a curated record
AUGGUUGAAGCUCCGCCCUAUUUAAGUGGGGCUCCUGGUCAUGUGACCAGGGGAGAGGGUGGGUCACUUAUGAAAAAGGGAAUCCACACCUGGCUAAAGGACUCUCAUCUGAAGCUCAGGACUGUAGACAGUGAGAGGGGAAUAGUCAUGUUUGGCUCAGGCCAGUUAGUGUCCACCCUCGCCCCUGCCGUCCUUCACUCCUCUGCGGCUCAUUUCUUCCCAGCGUUCCCCAGCAGACUGAGUUCUCCUCAGUUCCUGCUCCCAGGACCUUUAUUCAGCUAUGAGUUCCUGAGGAGCUGCCUACAGCCUGAGCCCUGCAAACAGACUCUGUUUCUGGCCACUCAGGCAAACAGCAUCAGCCACCUCACUGACUCCAUAGAUGAACCCAGGCCAGUGAAGCAGCGACGGGCACGUGCCAACUACAGCAGCUGGCAGCUGGAGGAGUUGGAGAAGGCCUUUGAGAGUACUCACUACCCAGAUGUCUUCAUGAGAGAGGCGCUGGCUCUCCGUUUGGACCUUAUUGAGGCCAGAGUGCAGGUGUGGUUUCAGAACCGAAGGGCUAAGAUGCGGCGGCAGAUGAAGUUGCACAGUCAGCCUGGGGAACCUUGUGUCAGGCGGGACAGCGAGGACCAGCCGGCAGACAGGUCCAACAGCAGCUCGGGAGAACCAGAAAACAGCGACGGUGAUCGUUGGGACAGGAAACAGCAGAGAGGAAACUCCUCCUGGUCUAGACCAAGCCCUGGAACCAUGAGCAGUCCCCUGCAAAGCACCCUCCUCGAGGCCAGGGAUCUGGACGGGGCUGGAGGGCCCAGUCCAGACGAUUUCCGCUCGUGUAGCAUUGCCAAGCUGCGAGCAAAAGCCAGGGAUUACAAGGCAGAGAUCCACAGUUCUGCAGCCAGGUUGGGCUGGGAUCACCAGCUCCGAUCACAGGUCCCCACCACCGACCUGGAAAGUAAAUGA